This is a messenger RNA of Volvox carteri f. nagariensis, 10459 nucleotides long. RefSeq lists its product as uncharacterized. Lineage: Eukaryota; Viridiplantae; Chlorophyta; Chlorophyceae; Chlamydomonadales; Volvocaceae. Gene Ontology annotation, biological process: intracellular signal transduction; cyclic nucleotide biosynthetic process. The annotation marks the transcript as partial. The transcript has 16 exons. The record is from RefSeq and is a predicted model, not a curated record.
GUGCACGGCGUUCCCGUCGACGCCUGGCGCCCUCCGCCUCUUGGCAUAUGUCGGGGUCGCGCAGAGCGCCAGCAACGACACCGCCGACCUGGGCUUCACUACCUGCACUCCAGGGAGCUUGACCCGUGUCGUUCGGGACGCAAUAGCGGCGUUGUUCUCCUCCCCCUCCCCCUCCUCCUCCUCCUCCUCCUCCGCCGCCGCCGCCGCCGCCGGACCGGGCCUUCUCCCCAGCAACGCCUGGCCGCUGUCCAUAGAAGUGCACGCCCAGGUAACUUCCUGCAGUGGCGCAGUAGCCAGCUCUGGUGCUCCGCCGGCCGCCGGGGAGGGCCUCCUAGCAGCCACCCAGACAACUCCGACCAGCAGCAAUUGGACCCAGCCGGCUCCGUCCUCAUUGCCAGCAGCAGCCGCACCCGCAAACGAUGCAGCCACCAUUAUCACGGCCCCAGCCAUCAAAGACGCAGCAGCAGCAGCAGCAGUAGCCGGGGCCGCAGCCGGCGCUCAGGGCAUCAUCACGGAUGCCGCACAUGCGUUCAGCGACCUGGUGCCUGCCGGCGAGCUGGUAUCGCUGCGGGACCUAGCCGCUAUAGAUGGCAGCUUCAGCUUCGGGGACAUUUUGCCGCCGCUGCGCCGCAAGCUGGCGCUGGGGGAGGUUGGCGGCGCGGCGGUGGUGCCCUUGGACGCCCCCGUGCUGCUGCUGGUGUACCGGCGGGAUGUGCUGGCGAAGAUGGGCCGAGAGAUCCCCAGGACCUGGGACGAGCUGGCGGACCUGGUGGAGCUGUACGGCAUCUCUCGCCCAGCCGGGGCCCCCAGUGCAGCUCUGUGCGCCACAACUGGGGAACCUUGCAGUAGCCUGUCGCUCUUCUCCGCAAUCUGGCACAGCCUUGCUCAGAGCCGUGGGCUGAGUCAGGGAGUGUACUUCGACCGUGAGACCGCAGCGCCGCUCGUCCGAACGGCUGCCUUCCGGGCCGCCGCGCAGCUGUUUCUGCGGCUGUGGCGGCCCGCCCUCCCGCAACCAGACGGCAUGUGUGGGUUCGUGCAUCCGGGUCUACGGUUGGGCACGUGCGCUUUCUCGGUCGGGACGUUUGAGCAGGUCAAGGAUGUGGCGCGGAUCGCACCAUCCCAACAGCAACCUCCAAGCGACACCGCCGGCCAAAACCAGUCAGCAAGCGGCGUCCGCUCGUCCCCCGACGUCGCUACCGCCGGCGCUGCAGCCGCCACCAACGCCAACGCGUUGUUCGGUGUGGCGCAGCUGCCGGGAUCCCGGUUCGUGCUAAGUCCAGAGGACUCCAGCCGCCUGGUGCUGUGCAGCACCGGGAACUGCCCCUUAGGGGACAUCUCCGCAACGGGAGCCGGGCAGCAGCAGCAGCAGCAGCAGGAGCAGGAGAGGCGGCGGAGAGGGCGAGGGCGGCGACGGCGCCAUGUUUUGCAGACGGAAGCGCCGAGUGAUGCGGUGCUUGUGAACCGUGCGCCGUACAUCCCAAGCAGCUUGCUAGUUGCCGGCAUCAGCACCAGGUCGACGACUGCCCAGCGGCUCCUCGCCUGGUACAGCCUGUCCCACGUCGCGGGCCCAGAGGGCUCCCUCCAGCUGCUGCGGGAGCCGGGGGCCAACACGGCGCCCUUCCGGACCAGCCACUUCUCUGCCGCAGCGCGCGCAGCGUGGGCUGCGGCCGGCUAUGACGGGGACCUGAUGGGCCGGGCGCUGGACGAGCAACAAGCGGCGCUAGCGCACCCGAACCUGGCUUGGGGGCUGCACAUGGCCGGGGGAGCCUUCUACAGGUCCGCGUUGUCGGACUUCCUUGCGGAGCUGCUCAACACCGCGUCCUCCUCCCCCUCCGCCGCCACGGACCAGCUGGAUCUCCUCAUCGAACAGCUCCACGCCAAACUGUGCAGCCAUUACAACUCCAACUCCAACUCCACCUCCAACUCCUCCUCCACGUCGGCGGCUACCUGGGGGGCCAGCAUUACCGCAGCACGGUAUGCAGCCUUCCUCAACAUUGGCUCCUGGCCGCGACUGGAGGCACAGGCAGGGGGCCCUGCCACGGAGCCAGCAGGAGCAGUAUCAGCACCCGCGUCUGGCAGCGGCCGGGGGCGCCUGGUGCCGCUUGCUGUGGCCCUCAUAGUCGCAGGCCUGGCUGUGCUGGCCGUGGCGCUGUAUGUGCCGUACCGGCGCGGUUGCGGGCCGCUGCGACGCCGGCAGCGGCCGUCUUGGAGUCCGGACGCGCCGGCGGUGUCACCCAACACGACGUUGCUGAUCACAGACAUUGAGAGCUCCACCAAGUUGUGGGAGGAGCUGCCCGAGGUGGUGAUGGGCUGUGCGCUGCGACUGCACCAUGCCUGUCUGCGCAAGGUGCUGGUCCGCCACCGGGGAUACGAAUCCGCCACGGAGGGCGACUCCUUCAUCCUGGCAUUCCACAAGCCCGAAACAGCCCUGGCGUUCGCUGUGGAAACCCAGCAGGAGCUGUUGGAGGUGAACUGGCCUCCGGAGCUGCUGGCGAAUGAGGCCUGUGCGCCCGUGUACACAAGCGCCCCGGUGGGAUUUCCCUUCCGCCGACCCGCGACCCUGGAGACCGUCCUAUCGCGCAUGAGCAUGCGGCCGCACUCCCACACCUCCAUCGGCGGCGGCGGCGGCGCUGCGUCGGGCCCCUGCGCGUUUGCCGCCAGCCCCUCCACUCUACAGCUGCUUGCCAGCAUGCUACCAGCGUCCUUUGCCCGUGCUACUGCCAGCCGUGGCUCCAUGGCCCCGCAGUCUCCUACGCUACUGCAAGGGCGGCUACACUCGCCCUUUUGCUCCAGGCAGCGCAUGUCGAUCGACAUGGGGCUGCUGCACCACCUCAGCCGGGAGGAAGUCCGCACGCCCACCAGCCGGGGCGACAUCUUGGAGACCGACGCGACGUUCAAUCCCCUGUUUGCCUCCACGCAAGUACCGCUAGCAGCGUCGCCGUCGCCGUCGCCGUCGGUGUUACGGCGGGGCGCGGAACGAGCUGACGCUGCCAUCCGCGCCUUGACAUCCAUGCCGCUAGCUUCCACCGCCGCCGCCGCCGCCGCCGCUACGGCGGUAGCCGCGGCAGCUAGUGCGACGCAUAGCGUGACCCCCACCGCCACCACGGCGGAGGUGGCGGCGGCGGCGCUGUCGGCGCACGUCCCGGCGUCCCGUGGCAGCACAUCCUCGCGCCUGAUCAUGGCGCGGCUGAGUGGCCGUAGUGAGAUGAGUGACUUGGCUGCGGCGGGGGGUUCAUCGUCGUCACCGCCGCCGCCGCCGUCACCGCCGUCUCCGCCACCGCCGCAGCGGCAGCAGCCGCAAGGGCUGGUGCCGCCCCGAAAGCCGGGGGCCCUCUCUCGUAAGUUGCAGGAGCUGCAGCGGGGGGCCCAGCAACAGCCACUACAGCCGCCGCAGCAAGUGGAGGUUUUACACCACCGAUAUCACCACUUCCUUACCCAGUCGCAUCACCAGCAGUCUCAGCAGCAGCAGCAGCAGUCCCAGCAGCAACCCUCGCCGCGUCAGCACCAAUUGCAGUUAAUGGAGGAGCAGUUCGCACCCGCCUCGUCCAUGAACAGCAGCGGCGCCUGGGCGAUUAUACACGGCGGCGAGACCGCCGCCGCUUUGGAGGACCCGACCAGCACCAACACCAACGUCGCCGCCGUCACCGCCGCCACCGCCGCCAUUGGCUGCGUCAAGAACGUCAUCGAAGUCAUGCCGGAAUACGUCUCAGCGCCACUGAACUUACUGCCUACCACCAGCACAAGCCGCACGCCAACAGGAUCCGGAAUGGCGGCGCCCUUCACCAGCGGCGGCAACGGCAUCAUCGAGCCGGGGGUCGAUGCCACCAGCGUCAGCGAGGGCUUGUUUGAGAUCUCCCACAACGGCAGCGGCCCUGCUUUGAACAUAGGCGCCGGCAACCGCGCGCGCCACGCUAGCCCCAGCCAGAGUCCUGGCCUCAGUAUGCUGGGUGGCAGAGGCGAACGCCGCGGCACGUCGCGCCGUGCGCAGACGCAGCCGGUGGCGGUGGCCCCGGGGCGCAGUCCGCUUCCGACAGCUCCUGGCGGUAGUCCGGAGCUGGUCUGUGUGACCGGAGGGACCCUUAUCAACCUGGAGGCUUGCACGCUGGAGGAGUCGCUGAAGGCAGCAAUCAGGCAUCUGGAUGAGGCGGGCGGUGGGGACUGUAAGCGGCGGCUGCUGUGGAGGGGUUUGCGGAUCAGGAUGGGACUGCACUCGGGAAUAGCCAGCGAGUCGGAGCUCACACACAACAGAGCCAGCGCCCGGACCGUGUACAGCGGCGAGUGCGCCAGCAUUGUACGUCUGGUGUCGGACAGCGCGCAGGGCGGACUGAUACUGCUGAGCGGGGCUUGCUGGGGAGCUCUGAUGGCCGCCGCCGCCGCCGCCGGCGGGCUCCACGGCGCCGCCGCGGAGGCGUUGCUCAUUAACAUCGGCCGCUACCGCGUCAUGCCGCCCUCUUCCGCCGCCGCCGCCGGCGGGCCCGUGGACCAUGAGCCCGCCGGCGUCAUGCCGCUGUACAUUGCCACGAGCCCCGAACUGGCGGCGCGCGCUGCGGUGCUGCCGCCGCCACGUAAGAUUUCCGCUGUCGGCCUGUCGCUGUACGCCGCACCCGUGGGUCGCGUCGCGGUAGCGUCGCUCAACGUGGCUGACGUGGGCGCGCUGCGGGAGUGGGACGAGCAGGCCUUGCGGCAGGGGUUGGCGCUGCUACGGCGCACGGUGCUGGAGCAGCUGGCGUGUCAUCGCGGCUACUUGGUUUCGGAGGACUGGGAGCAGGGCACCCUCAGCGUCGCGUUCGCGUUCCCGCUGGAUGCCGUACGGUGGGCGCUGCGAUGUCGUGAAGUGCUCGGGUCCGCCGCCGUAGAUUGGCCAGCAAAGCUUUUGGCUCAUGAGCUAUGCCGGGAGGAGCAACUGCAGCGGCUGCAGCAGGCAGUUGCAGGGAGGGCAUCCACAGGUGGUGGCGGCGGCGGUGGCACGUUGACGUUGUACGGCAGCCGCAGCGGCGGCAUCGCGCUAGCUGGUUCCUGCACUGGCCCGCCGCCGUCGCCGGUCUCGGGGCGGGGACGUAUCCGGACCCUGGAGCUGGCAACAUCGUACGACAGCAACACGGCGCUGUGGACUUCUCCGUCUCUGGCGGCGGCAGCGGCGGCAGUGGCGGCGGCGGCGGCGGCGGCCUCGGAGCCUGCUGGCUCGGCGGCUGUGGCUGUGUCUUCAAGAGCACCCAGGUCGGCAGCGAGCGGGGGCCCUGCAGGGGAUGGAGCCCGGACGCUGUCGCGGGAGGCCCUUUCGGCGACAGUGGAACGGGGCUUGCAGCAGUCGUACACGAUGGCGCUGGGGCCUCGCGCGGGUAGCACGCCCGCGGACUUGGACUUAGUGCCGACGACAGGGCUGCAGCCGCCGGCACCGGUAGUACGGCAGGCGCCGGCGGGCGUGGCUGGCGGCAGCGGCGGCAGCGCCGCCGCCACCGCUGGCGUCCGGGGCCGCAGCCCGACGGUGCAUGGCACCGCCAGCGGCGUCAUGGCUUGCCACGGAAGCUACCGUCGUCGGAGCGGCAAACAGCUGAUUGCCCUGGGCUCUCAGGGUGCGCUUGGUAGCGGCGCAGCCAUCGCGGCGUCCAUUCCGGCGGCGGGGACAACCCUCACGGGCAGCGGCCUCGUCGCCACGGACUCGGGCUCGGUAAGCUGUACGACGGCUACGACGGCUGGCAUCACGCCCAAACCAUCCGGUUACCUUAGCACCAAGUUUGCCGCGCUGUCCUCGCGGUUGAGGAUUUCUGCCGGCGGCGGCUCACAUGCCGAUGGCGGCGGCGGCGGCGGCGGCGGCGGCGGAACGGCGGCGGCACUAUCGCACUCGCACGUGCCGGCGGCCACCGCUGCCGCCGAGGCGGGAAUGCUGAGCGCGCGGGCGAGUGGUGCCGCUGAUGCGACGGCCCGCAGCAGCGGCGCCGGCUCGCCCGGGGGCCCCCGUGACUCGGCGGCUAAAACUUCCCUGGCAUGGGCGCUCCGAGACGAGAUGGAGGACGCGGAGGACGGCGGCGACAUCUUCUCCCUGCACCUGGGCGGCAUGGACGGCUGCGGGCUGCUGGGGCGUGCGCCUGGCGUGUCGCUCUCGGGCGGCUGCGCGAUUUACGGCAGCUCCACCGGCAGGGAGGCGGCGGCAGUGGUGGCCGGCGGCGCGUCUGUUGGCGGUCAUCAGACGGCGCCGGCAGUAGCAGACCGGCGGUGCGUGACGACGACGUUGCGGGGGCCCCGGAUCCGGGUAGGCGUCGACAGCGGCCCUGUGGAGUGGGGCAUCUCCUCCUCCCACCACUGCCUCACCUACAGCGGCGCGCCCACCGCCAUGGCUGAGAAGCUGGCCGCCGUGGCUGCCCCGGGCCAGGUCCUGGCCACCUACUCGGUAAUGUUGGAGCUGUACCGCAUGCAAGCCAACUUGGGGCCGCCCUCGGAAGCUGAGGAGGCGACAGCGGCGGCGGAGCGAGGCAGCAGAGCUGGCUUUGGCAGCGGCGGCUGCGGUGGCGGCGUCGGCGGCGUCGGCGGCAGCGGCGCGUUUUCUGCAGUGGUGGGUACGGCGCUGCCGCCGCCGUCGGGGCGCUCAGGUUUGACCAGCGGGCGGCAGCGGCGGCAGCAGCAAAUCUUUGCUUGCAGGUUCACCAACGACUGGGAGGAGGCGCUUCGAGAGUACGACACUCUGAUGGCCCAGCAGGCCGGUGCCUACCAGGCGGCGGCCACCAGCGGCUGGAGCAGCCCCCGCAGCGGCCGAAUGUCGCCCUUCUCCUCACCCUGGAACUGGUCCGCUACGGGCCGCCGGAGCAAGCGCCCCUCCGGCACCGCCGCCGGCGCGGCGGCGGUGAUGGCAGUAGCGCCGCCGCCGCCGCCGCUACCUUCCCCGCGGAUCGGUGAGAGCCGCCACACCCAGCCCAACCGAGGGAGCUUCGACCUGUUCGGAAGGGGCUCGACGUCGCUGACGCAGCGCGGCGCAGCGGCGCAGCCGCCUCUGCCGCAACGGCCAACGGCGCAGUGCGCUGCAGCGGAUGCGCUGUACGGCAGCGGCGGCGGUGCGGGUGUGCCGUCGCCGCUGCCGUCCUCUAUGUCCCACCCUCUCCCUAGUGCACACGCGCCGGCGGCGGCUGCAUCGCCGAGGGAGUACCUGGACGGCCGUGUGGUGGCUGUAGCCGCGGGCUGUAGCCGCGAGUUCACCUCUGCUGGGCUGAUGUGCUGCCCCCCUGGGGGCCCGUCGCGCAGCGGCGACGGCCGCAGCAGCGGCAACGCAGCGGGUCGCGUCGUCGUUGGCAACUCGUUCGCGAGCUACGUGUCCAUGUCUGCUCCUAGCAACGCGCUGCCGCCAACGCCGCCGCCGCCGCCGCAACAGCAGCAGCGGCAGCAACAGCAACAGAAAAAAACGCAGGAGCAGCUGUCUUUGCUUGCCGCCGCCGGCGGUGCUCUGGCGCCAGCGCCGUUGACGUACAUUUUCAUGCCGCCACCCGUGGCCGUCGAAUUAAACCGGCCUGGUCGUACAUCCUCGGCAUCGUGGCGCACGUUGUCCGCAGCGAGGAUGGAGCCGCCGCCGUCGCCGCCGCCCCAGCAGCAGCAGCAGCAGCAGCCGCUAUCGACGUCAUCGUCGCAGGGCACGCUGGCGGAAUCCUGCCCGUGGUUCUGCCAGAAUGGUGGCGCCGGCGGCGCCGGCGGCGGCGGCGCCGCCGCCGCCAUCGCAUUUCCGGUAGGCAGCAUGGACGAUUCCAUAUCGCUAUCGCUGCGCCACCAGCUCCCGGCGGACGUCAAGCGGACGCCGUCGCGUGCCACUAUCGCCAGCGGCACCGUCGCCGGCGGCCCCGCCGGCGCGGCGCUUUUGAGCAGUACACCCGAGCACGAGGAGGUCACCGAGGUGGGGGACGUGGAGGAGGAGUUCGAGCUGACACCGCGCACGCUGCCGCGGCCGCUGCCGCCAACACCGCCGCACCAAACGUACGGCAUGGAUCCGCCAACGAGCGAAUUCGCGUCAGGGCUUGUGGGCGCUGUGAUGCCUGCAGUACGGACUGCAGCGUCCGCGACAGUGGCGGCGGCAGCAGCAGCUUCCAACUCACCCUCCGCUUCUAUCGGCUCCACGCUUCCGUCGUACCCCAGGUCGGGGCCCGGAGCACCGUAUGGGUCGACGGGCGAGGAGGGCAGCAGUAGCGCCGGCGGCGGCGGCGGCGGUGGCGGCUUCGGCAGCGGCGGCAGCAGCAGCGCUAGCGGAAUGCUACAGCAGGCGCUACGGCAGCAUCAGAGCUACGCAAGGCGGCGGCGGCAGCAGCGGGAAUCCUCCUUGCAACAUGACCACGUCAUAGCGGCAGCCGAGGCACUCGCCGUACAGGAUCUAAGCGUCAGCAGUCACAGCCCGCUGCACCAGGAAACCUCUCCGCGGCUGCAGCAGGCCGCAUUAGCAACACCUACGCCUCCUCCACAGCAGCAGCCGCCAACGCCCCUCCCCGCUCAACCUCCUCCGCAAGCUUCGGCGAUUCCAGUCCGCUCGCGGUCGGGUCGUCAGGCAGCGGCGGGGCGGCGGGGCGGCGGCGACCCCGCCACGGGUACGGUCGUGUGGAGGGCCAGUAGCACCAUCACCGGACAUGGCAGUAGCAGCAGCAGUAGCUGGCCGUUGGAGGUCACGGCCGCCGCGCAGCAGGGCUAUCGGCCUGCGAGUCUAGGACAGGCGGGUACUGGGACGGAGACUUCAGACGAGGGUGCCGCAUCCGCGGCUGCCGCGGCCGCCGCAAUGGCGGCGGCCGCGCGACUCGUUGUGAGUAAGUCCGGAGUCACUGCCGGCGGCAGGGAACAAGCAGGGAAGGCAGGUGCGGCAGCGGCGGUGCCGGCGGCAGCUGUUGUGUUGGUGCCUGCGUCAGCGGCGCCCGCGACCGUGGCUGGGUUCGACCUGGCAGGGGCGACUGGUGACGGGUCCCGGCGACCUUACAGUGAGGGCUGUAGUGAAGGUCCUCCGUGUGCGGAUCAGUUAAGCAGCCCGCCGGGCCUCCACGCACCUGCCGAUCAGCAGGUGCUGCCCAUUCGUACGGCGGUACCCGUACAGCAGUCGGCCGCGCAACCUGCGCCGUACGGCGGUGUGCAGGCUGGAUUAAGAUGGGGGCGUCCGGACGUAGGUGCGCGAGGCGGGUGCCUGGCAGCGACCAGCCAGGUUGGUGAGGCAGAGGUCGCCGAUGUCAAGGUGGUGGCGGCGGGCGAGGAAUGUGCCGUUGUCGCUGCUGCCGCCGCCGCCGCCGCCGCCGCCGCGACCUUGCUUGACGGCGAAGUCAAUCCAGCGGUUGCCGCUUCGACGGCGCCGCUUAAAGACGUGCGGAGCGGCGGCUCAGCCUUAGCCCAAUUUGCUGCCGCGAUUAGUCAGAAGGGUCACCACACGCCGCCGCCGCCGCCGCCGCCGCCAGCCGCCAGCUACUCGGGGCUUCAACCCCGCCGGACUGGUAGCGGCGCACCUCAUCAGCAGCGCAAUCUGGCAGCGUAUGGGGAUGACAGCGCCGAGGUUGACGUCGCGUCGGAGCUGUGCGGCACGUUUGAGUGCCGGGGACGUUGGCGGCGGCCCACUCACGACGGCGCGAUAGCGGGUGGUUUCGGCAGCACCAUUGGCAGUAGCGGCAUCAGUGGCGGCGGUGGCAUUGGCAGUAGCGGCAUCAGCGGUGGCGGUGGCGGCGGGCGCUCGGUAGUUGAAGUGGGAAGCUAUGUGGGCCGCGCCGCGCGAAGCAUCCGCGCGCUGUCCCUGCAGGGCAGCCACGGUGGUGCGGCCGCCGCGGGCGCUGCCGGAUUCGGGUCGUUGGCGGGCAGCAGCAACCGUUGGCACGACACCGCGGUGCGCGCGUCGCCGACGUGUCGUACGUCUAUGGCCGAUCGCACCACGUCCAAUCUGUGGUAUAUGCAGCCUCAGCCCAUGCAGCUGCAGCGGUGCGGCCCCUUACCGCCAGGCGCUGCGGUCGGCGGCGGCGGCGGUGGCGGCGGUGACGUUUCCUUGAGCCCGUUCCUAUCACCCGCCAGAUUCGAGGUGUACGAACCGCACGAGUACGGCGGCGUCAGUGACGACUGCGACGAUAGGAGUGUAUCUGUACGGGCGCCGGCGGGGUGGCGGCCCGGGAUUCACCCGCCUCCGAGCGCCGGCGGCGGCAGUCUGCCGCCACCGCGGCGUUCCUCCUUUGCGCGAGUGGGCAGCCUGGCUCCGCAAAGCGAGAGCGUAUCGAUGCACGGGGGACUCCAAAGCGCUGUGACGGGUCUGACGGAAAGCAGUGCUGGCGUCUGCGCCGGCAACCGCGCCGGCGGCGGGUACGGCAUUUCCACCCGCGGCGGCGGCGGAGGCGGAGGCGGAGGCGCGAUCAUGACGCUCCCCUGUGGCUCUGCCUGCACGCUGAGCCUGGUGCGCGGUGCCUCGGCGUGCUAUGCUCUGGAUGAGCCGGAGUUGUGGCAGGAUGAGGCGUACACAGACCCUCUGGAAAUGUAA